AUGGGGAGAGCUCCUUGCUGUGACAAAGCAAACGUGAAGAAAGGACCAUGGUCUCCUGAAGAAGACUCAAAGCUCAAGGAUUACAUUGAGAAAUAUGGAACUGGUGGGAAUUGGAUUGCUCUCCCUCACAAAGCUGGCCUUAAAAGAUGUGGCAAGAGCUGCAGGUUGAGGUGGCUUAACUAUCUCAGGCCCAACAUUAAACAUGGCGAGUUCACUGAUGAUGAAGAUAGGAUUAUCUGCACCCUCUUCGCUACCAUUGGAAGCAGAUGGUCAAUAAUUGCUGCUCAGUUACCAGGCAGGACUGACAAUGAUAUCAAAAACCACUGGAACACCAAACUUAAGAAGAAGCUCAUGGCCAUGACUAAUACUUCUCAAGCACAGAGAAAACCACCUCCAUUUCCAUAUUCUCAUCAAGCUCCACCAGCUUCAUCACGGUACAAAGGUUGCACUUCUUAUUACACUCCAAUCUGCACAUCUUUGACACCCUUCGAACCCAUGUCAUCGUCCCAACCGUCCCUUUUGAACAAUGAUCACACUACCUUGGCAACCAAUUCCUCUCUUAUUCAAACCCCAGAGAGUUUGGUGAAUCAUAUGAUACAGAAUUAUCCAAUGAAAGAAAAUUUUCUCAUGUUUGGGAGUGAACCAAGCUGCACUUCCUCUGAUGGUUGUAGCUAUGGCAGAGAGAUGAAGCAAGAAUAUAUGAGCUUUCAGGGUUUGGGAGCCUAUAAUGGGGGGUGUGAAGAUAAUCAAAGAUUCAUGUUAAACUAUGGCACCAGCAAUGGAGGUGAAAAUGUUAACCAAUGGAUUGAGAAACCAAGUGGAUACUAUGGAGAAUGCCCAUUAGAUUAUAAUCUCGAAGAUGUUAAGCGGCUGAUUAGCUCUAGUGGUAACAAUUGGUGUGACAACAACAGCUUCAGCUUCGUUGAUGAAAACAACACACAAGAUAAAGUCAUGUACUACUACUGA
Molecule: messenger RNA, 966 nt
Organism: Hibiscus syriacus
Lineage: Eukaryota; Viridiplantae; Streptophyta; Magnoliopsida; Malvales; Malvaceae
Product: transcription factor RAX2-like
Exons: 3
Coding region: 1-966 (321 amino acids)
Source: RefSeq, a predicted model, not a curated record